AAUGACCUACCAACUCUCAGUCUGCUUCACGAGUCGGAAGUUUGAUCAAUUUGUCAAGCCAAAUCUCGGGUGAACUCUCGUGCAACUGGAAGCGUCCCCUAGCGAAAUAACGGGACAUUAGCAUGGAAGUAGGAGGCAAGUCAUCCGCUUAAAAAAUGUAAACAUUGUCGUUUUUUCCAACAAUUUGGGAUCAUGUGAGCUGAGUUGAGCAAGAAAAUAAACAAACAUGAAGCCGACAAUAGAUUUUAAAGAGUGCCUGAAAGAUUCUCCGAAAUUUCGGGCCUCUUUGGAGUCUGCAGAAAAUGACAUUGAUGUCCUGGAAGCCAGGCUAGAAAGACUUGUGAAAUUGUGUUCAUUGAUGAUAGAAACCGGGAAAUCAUUCAAACGAGCCAGUAGUGAUUUUGUUACUGGUGUGCGAGAUUUGGCAGCAUAUUUUAAAGAUGACAACAUGAUGUCGGAUGAUACAAUGGUAUCAAACUGUUUGAAUAAAUUUGCCCAUGAAAUGGGAGAGAUGCUAAAAUACUUUAAUAUUUUAAUGGACCAAGCUAAUAGAUCUGUUUGUAAAAAUCUCAACAAUUUUGUGAAGCAAGACAUAAAACAAGUGAAGGACUCCCAGAAAGACUUUGAGAAGGCCAGUACAGAGUUAGACAACGCCAUCAAUAGGAACGCCAGCGUACCCCGGACAAAACCACAGGAGUGUGAGGAUGCCGCCACCAUGCUGAAGGCAAAAAAGUCUGUCUUCGCUCACACUGCCGUAGACCAUGUAUUUCAGAUUAACAUAUUAAAUUCAAAGAAGAGAUAUGAGAUUUUAGAAACAAUGUUGUCAUUUAUGCAUGCUCAAAGCACAUUCUUUCAUCAAGGUCAUGACUUGUUUAAGGAAUUUGAACCAGAGAUGAAAAAUGUGGCCUCCCAGGUGGAGAAUCUUAGUGCCAAAGCUAGUCAAGAGAGGAAAGAAAUGGAGGAGAGGCAUUCACUGGUGCAGAAAAAGGAGCCUUCAGAUGUAGAAGGAGAGGAAUCACCAAUGGAAGGUUAUUUGCUCAAAAGAACCAGUAAAGGAUUUAAAUCCUGGGUCAGGAGAUGGUUCACUAUAGAGAAUAGUCAGUUGUUAUACAUGAAGCGGGGAUCACGAGAAUACUCAAUAAUGGAGGAGGACAUCAGACUGUGUACUGUCAAACUGGUGUACGAGACGGACCGAAGGUUCUGCUUUGAGGUGCUUUCUCCCACUAGAUCUCACAUGUUACAAGCUGAAUCGGAUCAGAACCUUCAGUUUUGGUUGAACAAUAUCCAGACAGCCAUCACCAAAGCUUACAAAGCCAUGGAACACAGGAGUCACUCACUGGACACAGAUGAGCCCUUACAGGGGAAUUCUUCCGUCCCCUCCAGUCCAAAUCUUACAUCCACCCCUGACUCUCAGCAAAAACAGCCCAGCAAAGCUCAACAGAGGAUGGACCAGUUAACUGCUAUCCCAGGUAACAGUCAUUGUUGUGACUGUGGGUCCCCAGAACCACGCUGGGCCUCCAUCAAUCUGGGGGCCACUCUAUGUAUCGAGUGCUCUGGCAUACACAGGAGUUUUGGUGUUCACAUGUCAAAAGUGCGCUCCAUUACACUAGAUUCAUGGGAUCCAGAGCUGUUAAAAGUCAUGGCAGAAUUAGGGAACGAUAACGUAAACAGAAUUUACGAAGCUAAUUUGAAUGAUGCGGUGGCAGUAAAGGCCACGCCUGAAUGUAACAGAUCAAUCCGAGAAUCAUUUAUACGUGCAAAAUACUUAGACAAGGCAUUUGUAAGCAAAUUACCUGGACCAAAAUCCUCAAAUAAGGUCAAAGGUUGGAGUGUCCGGCGGAAACCUAAGCGAUCCCCCUCGCGAGAUGUCGCCAACUCUCACGAUAACUCCGAGGAGGACUCAGAUCUCACCAGCGGAAUCAUGGAAGCCCCUGUAGAGGGAGCUGUUUUAUCGGUAUCCAAUAACAGCGGCCGGGAUAGUGACAGUGGGCUGGGUGUCAGUGCUGACGUUAUUGUGUUUGGAAAGGAAAUAGAAAAUAUUGGAAGAAGUAUAGACAUUGAGAGUUCAGAGGGAUCAGAUUUAGAAGAUGGAGAUGACACAACUUCUACGACUUCAUGGGAGGACAUGAGUAAAUUGGACCCCAAUCUGCUGCUGUAUAAGGCAGCCCAGGCCCGCAACCUCCCCGUCAUGUUAGAGGCCCUGGCAAACAGAGCUGACCCGAACUGGGUCAACCAGGACGAUGAGGGAAAGACACCCCUAAUGAAAGCUGUAGACACUGGUUCUUUAACAGUAACUGAAUUUUUGUUGUUGAAUGGUGCUAAAGUUGAUCGCAAAGACAAGAAAGGGAGAACCCCUCUCCACCAUGCCACUAUCAAAGGACACACAGGACAAGUUUGUCAGUUCCUGAAGAGAGGAGCAGAUUUACAUGCUGAGGAUGACAGUGGACAGGAUCCUCUAAAGAUAGCAGUCAAUGCUGCCAAUGCUGAUAUUGUAACACUAUUGAGAUUAGCCAAGUUAAAUGAGGACAUGAAAGAAGACGGAGGAAAUCCAGGAGAUGAAACAUUUAAUGAUGUAUUUAAAGACUUCACUCAUAUGGCCUCUGAGAAUCCAGAGAAAUUGAAGCGCAAGGACAAUGCAGAUUAACACGAUGUGUACAUCCCCCUACUGACCAGCAAUCGCCACCUCCCUGGGGGGUAAUUACCACCCUCCCUGACUAUCCUGUGGAGCAGCAACAGUCCAUUUUGUGUUCUGUUUACAUUUCCAGCAGUUAGCAACAUUUCUGUUAUUGUAUAUCGCCAUUUGUUUUUUUUUUUUGAUAAAUAUUUGCAUUGCUUACCAGAAUAUCUCUGUGAUUUUUUUUAUUGAAUCUUGAAGAUGUACAUAUUUUUCAGUAUAUAUUUAUUGCUAGCUAUGCUUAUCCUUGCAUUAGUUCAGUUACAUGACUGAAGAAACUAAAUACAUUGUACAUGCUGUGUUUUUUUUUUUAUUAUCGCUACAAAAAAUGUCUAUUUUGAGAUUUGCUAAAUGUUUCUUAAUCGCCAUCUAUCAGAUAUCUGUAUAACAGUUCAUAUUUUUAACAAGUUGUCAGAUUGCCUUAGCAUGCAAGUAAGAAGAUGUAUAUUUUUUUUGUUUAACAUACAUGUAUAAUUUCAUUCAUUUCUGUUACACAUAAAUGCAGAAUUUUUCAGAAAUUAACCUAUUAAAGUUGUAAUGGAGGUACCACACUCAAUCAAUUAUCUGUAUAAUACUGUUUCAGUAGUAUAUAUAUUACCCUCCAAAAUAGUGGGGUCUCCUCAUUUGUUUCUCGUAACCAUGAUAACAAAUCAAUUUUGUUUUUAUAAGAAAAUGAAUAUUGUAUGUCAUUAUUUGGUGCAUUAUGUACAAUCGACGGUGUCUCAGAUUAAUGUACUCUUUUUUUUUGCAUUUCUUCUUGAUCAAUUUUUAUCACAAUUAAUUCAUGAUUAUUUGUAGAUUUCAUGAGCCAGCUUUUUCUGAUCAAAUUUCCUAUUGUAUAUCUGUUUGUCUUGAAUUCUGUCAAUUAAUAUUUCAUUACGUACUUAUCCAGACUAAGUGGUCUUUUUUUGUAGCAAAUAAGACUCGAAACACCCAUGGGAACCUCUUUUCAAUUGAAGAUGAAUAAUAUGUAGUAGAAAUAGGAAGGUGACAAUUGAAUUGAUCUGCAUUAAACCAUCCUUAAUGAUUUUAAAUUCAAGCUGUUUCAAAUUGUCAGCAGGAGUAAAAGUGUGCCAAAUUAAGAAAACAUUUCUUUUUUAUAACGAAAUUAAUGACUCCAACUAUAAUUAGAAUGAUCUUGCAAUCAUCCUUCAUGAUUUUUGUGAUAUAUAGAUUCACCUGACUUAUGGCCCCCAAGACUGGGGUUUGGUCUCAAUAAAGGGGCAAAGUUUUGUCAAGGGAAGACUUAUUGUCAAGAUUAAUAUUAGGGCAAACAUUAUAUUGACAAUAAACACAUUCCUGUGAAUGAUACAGCAGUUCAUCAAUUAGUUAAUACAGAACCUUGCUCGUGGCUCUAUAGCUUCCAAGUCCUCAGGACAAGAGGGGGGCUACCAUGGCUUCAGUAGUGAGUCAACUGUCAACAUUCAACAAAGAAACAUAUGGACUUCCAAUAAAGUGGCAAAAUUACAGUGGGAAGAAUUCAUAUCUUGCUUCAAUGUACUGUGAUUGAAAACUGUAAGUCAGGACUGUAAGCUUAUGUCCACAUUGAUUGUUUUCAUUUUCAUUUGUUCAGAGAGAGAAAUAUGGCUCAGGUGAGCUUUGUGGCAUCUAAGCCUCUAUUUUUACCUUCCUUGUUGAUGUGCAAUAUGUAUAGAUAAUACUGAAUUAUCCUUUUCCAUGUGUGUACUAAUGAGAUGCGAGUCCAAAAGACAUAGAAUUUGUGUGUGUGUGUGUGAAAACAGAUCUUAUUUUUCCAUUUAGAAGUGCCAUUAAAUUUAUAAGAGCAUGGGGAUUUGGGUUAGUGUAAGCAUACAUGUUCUGUCAUGUCUACAAAAUUUAUCCUUAUUUUUGUGUAGAAGGGAUGCAGAUCAUUAAAAUUAGUUACUAAAGUUUUUUUUUUACCCACAGAGCUGACCAGAAAAAGUAAAAUAAACUCACUGAUAACUCUGAGCAUUAUGACAAAUAUUAUUUAAAAUGAUUUAGAUUAUAAUUUUUUUUUAUUAAGCUUUAGUGGAAUCAAGUUUUCUGUUGAAAGAAAAUAUUAUGAUCAAUAAGAGUGCAGUAACCAUAGCUUUACUUGUUUUGCCAUGAUAAAAUAAUGUCAGUUUGUUUUUGCUUAAUACAAUUUAUACAUGUGUAACAUUUUCUAGCACAAUUUUAGCUUAGAACUGCUGUUAAUUAAGUACUUUAUACACUUUGGUAUGAUGACGUAGAGUGGUAUGAUGUCAGAUUACUCCACAUAUUAAGUGUUCACGCAUCGGAAAAGGUUACUUAAAUAGAAGAUUGUUCCUCUGGAUUGAGAUAGUACAUCUGUUUUCUAGUAUAUGGAGAUUUUCUUUGUGUGCGUGUGUUUGUUUAGAUCUGUUGCUUAGUGGUGUGUUCCUUUUCUACAAAAUGUCUAGUCAUUUAACUAGCUUCGCUGAUAUCAACAUUGUAUGUAACAUACUUCCCUCUCUUUGAAACAAAUAAACCAAAUAAGCUUCCAAAA
Saccostrea cuccullata (small rock oyster) is the source of this 5162-nucleotide messenger RNA. Its product is annotated as arf-GAP with coiled-coil, ANK repeat and PH domain-containing protein 2-like. The transcript is spliced from 26 exons. The coding region runs from base 227 to 2644 and encodes 805 amino acids. Gene Ontology annotation, cellular component: cytoplasm. NCBI's taxonomy places the organism in Eukaryota, Metazoa, Mollusca, Bivalvia, Ostreida, Ostreidae. Gene Ontology annotation, molecular function: GTPase activator activity; protein binding. The record is from RefSeq and is a predicted model, not a curated record.